AUGCAACGUGAUUUAUUCGUCAAAAAGCUUUCAUCAUCAUCGGAAGUGAAUCAACAUCAAGAAAAUUCAAAUAUGGGACCUCCAUCAUCCGUGAUGAUGUCGAGAACUUCCUCAAGAUCACCCCAAAGAUCUCCCAAUUCGAAAUCUCCUUCCACUUCCGAGCAAGAUCUUGAAGCCUUCAAACCGGUGUUGGAUUACUCAGCAUAUUUUGAACAACACGACGUUCAUUUGGAAGAGAGAGGAAUAUUUAGAGUGUAUACAAUCAAUCAUAACAUAAAUUCUUCAAAGAAGCAACAUGCACGAACGAUACUUCCGACAUCGGAGCCAUCCACAAUCUCGAGCACAUCAAUGAACCAUUCAAUUCUAGGAAAGAAAAACAAAUCGGAUACUGUACUGGUUUUUAUUCAUGGAGCAGGUUUCACUUCAUUGUCUUGGGCUCUUUGUAUUAAACAUUUGCAACAAUUUGUUGUUAAAACUGGGGGAAAUGUGCAAAAUAUUAAUUUCCUAAGAUCACCUCCUACUCCAAUGGAAAUGGGUAAUAAUAAUAAUAAUAAUUCUUUGACAGAUGCACUCGAUGAUUAUGAAUAUUGUGCAAUUGAUUUGAGAGGUCACGGAGCUAGUCGUGCAAGCUCAAAUGAUUUGGAUUUAAGUAUUGAGACUCUUGUCGAUGAUAUUAUCUCGGUCUUACAACGAGUGUACCAAGGAAAAAAGAGAGAUUUUGUUUUGAUUGGUCACAGCUUGGGUGGAGCAAUUGCUGUCAGAGUUGCAGUCAAAAUGGAUCAGAUGGAAGAUGAACAGAAAAAAGCUGGACGCCCACUUGAUUCCAUUAUGGCUGCUCGAGGAGUGAUUGUUAUUGACAUGGUUGAGGGAAGUGCUCUCUCAAGUCUUCCCAACACAAAACGAUUUCUGGAAUCGAGGCCUAAAAAGUUUAAAAACAUGGAAUCAGCAAUCAAGUGGUCUGUUCAAAAUGGCAUUGUCAACAAUAUUCAGAGUGCUGUGAUUAGUAUUCCUUCUCAACUUGAAGCAAUUCGUGAUGAAAAUAAUUCUGAAUUACAGUAUUACACAUGGAGAACAGCAUUGGAACAGAGUGAACCAUAUUGGGCGGACUGGUUUACAAACAUGUCAAAAUUAUUCCUUUCAGUACGAGGAAUGAAAUUGCUCAUGAUCACCUCAACAGACAUUUUGGAUAAAGAAUUAACCAUUGCUCAAAUGCAAGGCAAAUUCCAAAUGAAAGUUCUCAACAAGACUGGACAUUGCAUUCAGGAAGAUGAUCCCUCUCAUACCGCUGAGGUCUUGUUCUCGUUUUUGAGUCGAUUUAGGCUUCGUAGUUCUCAUGCUCUGCUGCUGACCAGAGAUAUGAUUCAACACAAAAAACAAACACAAAGCAACGGUUGCAAAGACUCACAUCAUCAACAGAAUAACAAAGACUUCAACAUGCCACUCUAUGAAAUUGCUUUUGGCUUUGGGACUUGUCGUGAUUGUCUUUCUCAUAUUUUGUGCCUUAUCCUUGACUCGAACGGUGAUUUGUCAGAUAUUACUUUGGAUGUUUUAGGAAAGGCUGGAUUUGGUUUGGACUUUUCCAUUUUCGAUCAAGUCAAUAUGGAAGGAAGAAAUUUCAGAAAAUCUCUCGAAUUCGUGUUUAUUUAA
This is a messenger RNA of Naegleria fowleri, 1647 nucleotides long. RefSeq lists its product as uncharacterized. The coding region runs from base 1 to 1647 and encodes 548 amino acids. The transcript has 3 exons. Gene Ontology annotation, molecular function: protein methylesterase activity. The record is from RefSeq and is a predicted model, not a curated record. Gene Ontology annotation, biological process: protein demethylation. Lineage: Eukaryota; Heterolobosea; Eutetramitea; Acrasida; Naegleriidae.